UAAAUAUUUAAAAAUGAUACCACGAUAUAUAAUAUUAUCUUAAUAAUUGCAAAAUAAGUCAAUUAAUAUCUUACGUAUUAACACAUAUGUCAAUAAUUUACAAAAAGGUUCCUUCAUAUAAAAUAGGUUAUAUUUGUUAACAAAUUAUUUGAAUUUAUAUUCUUCUAAAGAAUUGAAUUUAAUAUUUGCCUAUUAAAAGUAUUAAAAUAAAAUAAUGAGGAGAAAGGCUGGAAUUGGUGCUAUUCAUAAACAAAAAUUAGAGCAAGAAAAAUACAAAGAUAAAGGAACAGAGAUACAAGAAAAUCAAUUGGAACAAAUGACCAAACAAAUGGAAACCUUUCGUGUCAACUUAGAAGAAUUUGCGACUAAGCAUAAAAGCGAGAUUAAAAAGAACGCACAGUUUCGACGACAAUUUACAGAGAUGUGUGCAUCCAUCGGUGUUGAUCCAUUAGCAUCUGGGAAAGGUUUUUGGUCGGUGCUAGGAAUCGGUGACUUUUACUACGAACUAGCAGUGCAGAUCGUUGAAGUAUGUAUGGCAAUGAAUUAUAAGAACGGCGGUCUGAUAUCUUUAGAUGAAUUAAGAACACGUUUGGUGCAAGCAAGAGGUCGACGUAAAGAACAUCAAGAAAUAACAAAUGAAGAUUUGUUAGCUGCGUCUAAGAAAUUAAAAAUAUUUGGAAACGGAUUCACAAUAGUUCCCAUAGGUAGAGGAAAGUAUUUAGUCCAGUCUGUUCCAGGUGAAUUAAGUAUGGAUCAUACUGCGGUGCUACAACAAGCUAGUCUAUCUGGAAACGCACACAUUUCCAGGUCGAUGUUAGAAAAUGAGUUGAAAUGGGAAAGAGAACGAGCACAGAAAGCAUUGGAUCAUAUGGUCAAAGAAGGAUUAGCUUGGUUUGAUGAACAAGGAGAAAAUGAAACCUUGUAUUGGUUUCCUAGUUUGUUUACAGCCUGUAUCGCCUCCAAAGAAUAAUAAUUUUUCUUUUUUCUUUUUUUAAAGAUAAUUUAUCAGAAACCAAGAUGUGAUAUUAAUCCUACAAUUAUGACAUUACUAUGUCAACUUAUUUUAUUUCCUUCGAUGCUUCUAAAAUAUAUAUUAAAAGAUACUUAAUACACGGAAGAAAUUCUAUAACUAUAAUAUGGUUACAAUAAAAAAAUAAAUAUUUUAACAUACUUCG
Messenger RNA from Polistes canadensis, 1175 nucleotides. RefSeq names its product vacuolar-sorting protein SNF8 (gene lsn). The transcript has 2 exons. Gene Ontology annotation, cellular component: ESCRT II complex. Gene Ontology annotation, biological process: protein transport to vacuole involved in ubiquitin-dependent protein catabolic process via the multivesicular body sorting pathway. Lineage: Eukaryota; Metazoa; Arthropoda; Insecta; Hymenoptera; Vespidae. The record is from RefSeq and is a predicted model, not a curated record. Bases 215 to 970 code for a protein of 251 amino acids.